CUCCGCCUCCGCCCUCCUCCUCGGUCUCCAGCCGCCAGCCAACCGCGCGGCCGCUUGUUGAGCCGGGGCUCCUCUGUCUCCAUGACGCCCGGCAAACAUUCCCGAGCCUCAGCCGGAACCGCUAACGCCGGGGGCUGGGGUACCGGGACUCCAGAAGCAGCUAGGGAAGGGGGUGGCCGACCACUCCACAGCCUGUCGCCACCAUGCCCGUCUCUCCAGUAAACAGCCGCAAGCAGCAGAACCUCUGGUUGAGCAUUGGCCCACAGCCAAAGAAAUCUAUUAGCUUUACUAACACAGUAAAAGGAGGGCAAACAAAAGGAUAUCUUGGUGCAAACCAAAGCAGAAUGGCGAUGUCAAAAACCUUGAUGGUUCUACCUGAGAUAAAAACAGAAAAAAUGAAUAUGCCCACCGUAAGGACACCCAUACAGGUAAUUAAUGCACUUGGAGUUGAUGUUACUCCCCGACCUCUUUACCAACAAGACCCACAUAUGGGAACAGCAAAGCCAAAUAAACUAUUUACAUCACAAGAAGGAUCAUAUGGAUCAGAAUAUAUAUCCUCCUAUAGCCUGUAUCAGAAUACAAUAAAUCCUAGUAUGUUAGGGCAGUUUACAAGGUCAGUUUUAGGAAGUAGUACAGUUUCUAAAUCAAGUUUAUCUACUACUGACUCAAUAGCAGAAGACCUCGAAGAACCAUCCUACAGACGGGAAAAACUGACUAGUUUUACAGAUUUACGAGUUGUGAGGGCAACACCUGAAAAAAUUGUAACAAAAGAAGACCUACAGAAGACUAUAGAGAUAAUACUCACAGAGACAGAAACACUGAGGUUUUUUAACCUACCAACAGUCAUGGUUUCUGUGGAAUCUGAAGAAGCUGCGAAGGUCAUUCGGAGAAACAGGACUUAUGAGACCCUCUGUAGAAAUAGAUUAGGCAAUGACUUAUAUGUUGAAAGGAUGAUGCAGACUAUUAAUGGAGCUCCAAAGAAUAAAGAGGUUCAAUGUGACAAAAUCGUAAAGGAAGACAAAGGUAUAAUGUCCAGUACUUGGGAUUUGUAUGAUUCUUAUAAUACUAUGGAGCUUUCAUCUUUACCAACAAAACAAUCUAUGCUUGAAUCAAAUACUAAAGCAAGUAUAGCUUCUAAAGAUCAUGAGCAAAGAGUACCAGGGAGUACUAUAGAAAAAAACAGUGAAGCUAGUUCUUUAAUGGAUAUAGAAAACGUAAUUCUGACUAAAAUCCAUGAUGAUGAAGAGGAUCGCUCAGAGUCAAUAAUGAAAUCUGACAAGUUUCGUCAGGAUUUAUUUUUUAUGGAACGAGUUCUAAUGGAAAAUUUAUUUCAGCCCAAACUUGCAGCUUAUCGUCAGCUUCCUGUUUUAAAAGAACCAGAACCUGAAGAACCUGAAGACUUUCUAGAAGGUGAAAAACUUGAACAAGAGACAGAGGAAGAGGUUAAGAAGGAAGAGGAAGAAGAAAUAGAAAUAAGUACAGAACAGUCAACAAUACCAGCCAAUUUGGAACGACUUUGGUCCUUUUCCUGUGACUUAACCAAAGGUCUUAAUGUGAGCAGCCUUGCCUGGAAUAAAACAAAUCCUGACCUUUUGGCUGUUGGCUAUGGGCACUUUGGAUUUAAAGAGCAAAAAAGAGGAUUGGCUUGCUGCUGGUCAAUAAAGAAUCCUACGUGGCCAGAACGCAUUUAUCAGAGUCCACAUGGAGUUACUGCUGUGGAUUUCUCAAUUGGAGCACCUAAUCUCCUAGCAGUUGGCUAUCACAAUGGCAACAUUGCCAUUUAUAAUGUGCAGAGCAACAGUAAUGUUCCAGUUCUGGAUAGUAGUGAAUCACCUCAAAAACAUUUGGGACCUGUAUGGCAACUACAGUGGAUAGAACAAGAUCGAGGGACAACAGGUGAUGACAAAAGAGAAAUACUUGUUUCUAUAUCAGCAGAUGGAAGAAUCUCCAAAUGGGUGAUACGGAAAGGACUAGACUGUCAUGAUUUGAUGCAUUUAAGGCGAACUACUACUAGCAACAGCAAAAGGGGAGGGGAAAAGGAAAAAAAAGGUGAAGCUCUGAUAUCUCGACAGGCUCCUGGAAUGUGUUUUGCUUUUCAUCCUAAGGAUACAAAUAUCUAUUUGGCUGGCACUGAAGAAGGUCAUAUUCACAAAUGUUCCUGUUCGUAUAAUGAGCAAUACUUAGAUACCUACAGAGGACAUAAGGGCCCAGUGUAUAAAAUAGCAUGGAACCCAUUUUGUCAUGAUGUGUUCUUAAGCUGUUCUGCAGAUUGGGGUGUUAUUAUAUGGCAACAGGAGAGCACCACACCCUUUUUGAGCUUUUAUCCAACAACUUCUGUUGUUUACGAUGUUGCCUGGUCUCCAAAAUCCUCCUAUAUAUUUGCAGCUGCAAAUGAGAGCAGAGUGGAGAUUUGGGACCUUCACGUCAGCACCUUGGAUCCUCUCAUUGUGAAUGUUGCUAACCCUGGAAUCAAGUUCACAACUGUUCUCUUUGCCAAACAAACAGAUUGCCUUCUAGUGGGCGACAGUGAUGGACAGGUUGCUGUGUAUGAACUAAGAAAUAUGCCCACUACUUUGGAUUCUGGCCGGGGAGAUAUAAUAAAUACUUUGCUUGGACCCAAGCCAAACCGAUAAGGAUAAUUCAUCAUUACUAAUAUUUUCUCUUGUUGCCGUUUAAAGAAAAAGAAACAGUGUUUCAUGUCCAAUUAUCCAAUUUGUAUGCAGUAAACUGGGAUUUUGAUGUUAGAAAAUGAUAUUUUAUGUAUAACCUCUAUUUCAACUUAACAUAAAUUUAAUAAACUUUUAUUUCAGAGAUAUGUAAUUAGUUUGAGAUCUAGACUAAUUGUAAGAGUUUUGCUGAGAUUUUCUUAAUAUUUUUAGUCAUAUUCGAAGUACAUAUAACUACAUAUAUGUACUUAUAAAAUAUCCAAAUCAGUCAGAAAAUUAUUAUUCCAUUAGAAACAAAGCUUGGAAAUUAUUAGAAUUACUUAUAGCAAAAAUCUUUACAAGAUGAAGUACCAUAGACUUUUAAAUCUUCUGCUUUCCAAGAUCUAUUUUCUAGAGUUUAUGAAUUACACAUGUAUUAGUGUUAUGAGAAUAUUGAAUUCUUACACCGAACUUUAAAUCAGAAUUUUAUCCUAGAUUUGAAAGAAAUGAAGCUAUGAAACUUUGUUAGACUAUUUGACAAGCAAAAGACAUUUGACAUGGCAAAUGUCAAAUUUGCUUUGUUUAGCCACCAGGCAUCACACUCCCAAUUCAGGGAGAAAAAUUAAUCUGGGACACAUCAGGGCACCCUCCUCUGCGUGCUCCAAAUCUGCUAUGGGUUUUAAACCCAAACUUAAGUGGGCCCAGAGAGAAAAUGGAAAGUCCUCAAUCUAUAGUUGGCAUCGGGAUGUUAUCUUAUGAAAGAUUCUAGAGCUAACUCGUGGAUACAGGAGGAGUGGGAGGCAGCAACUCCCUCAGACAGUUUGCUAACAGCCUAUUCCAUGCUGUUUGUUAGAACAAGUCCUGCAUUUUGUUAGCUGAGUCCAUAGGACGGUGUGGCUUGUUUUGUAAAGCAUUCCAAGUGGAGAGGAAACGAUAAGGCAUGUGAAACUCACUAAACUCUCUGAAAAAAAAAAAAAAAGUAUGUAUAAAACUAAGAAUGGAAUCUGUGCAACAAUAGAAACUGCCUUUUGUAAGUGUCUGUUACUUCACAGUCUCUAUUUCUUUGGAGCCAUCCUUUAAACAAAAGCAGAGUGCUCAGGUCAGGUAAUAAGAAUUACAAAUUUUCUGCUGAUAGAAUUCAUUGCGGUUCAUCUCUGUCUUUCUGAAAGGUUGGACUUUCCAUGACACUCUGUGUAACAAAAUAAAAACUUUAUUUCUUUGAAAAAAA
Messenger RNA from Enhydra lutris kenyoni (northern sea otter), 3873 nucleotides. RefSeq names its product WD repeat domain 78 (gene DNAI4). Gene Ontology annotation, cellular component: axonemal dynein complex. Bases 204 to 2633 code for a protein of 809 amino acids. Gene Ontology annotation, biological process: cilium movement. Lineage: Eukaryota; Metazoa; Chordata; Mammalia; Carnivora; Mustelidae. The transcript has 17 exons. The record is from RefSeq and is a predicted model, not a curated record. Gene Ontology annotation, molecular function: dynein light chain binding; dynein heavy chain binding.